AUGGAUCAAAUCGCACAUGAAAAAGUCUCGAAAGCUGGAGACGCAGUCACUCAAAGCGCGAUCAUGGGGCCCUUCUUCCAGAAAGAUCAUCCUGUCCGCGAGAUGGGAACGUCAAUCCAAGAAACAGCGGCCGAUGGAGCUGAGACUGCUUUCAUCUAUGGGAAGGUUCUUGAUGCACGAACCGGGAAGCCGAUUGCUCAUGCUGUCAUCGAUGUGUGGUUGGCAUCCACGAAUGGACUUUACGAACAACAAGACGAGAAUCAGGCUGCUCAUAACCUCUGCGGAAAGUUCGUUACCGGUGAAGACGGCGAGUAUUCUUUCUACGCCAUUCGACCAACACCAUAUCCGAUACCGUCGCUUGGUCCAGCUGGUAAAUUACUUCAGUUGAUGGACAAGCCUGCGUUUCGUCCAGCGCAUAUACACUUCAUGGUCCUGAAGGAAGGCUAUCAACCUAUCACAACGCAGCUCUACGAUGCUGAGAGCAAGUACUUAGAAAAUGAUGCCGUCUGCGCAGUUCACGACUCGCUGGUGGUCAACUUUGCGGAGCACACUGGUGAUUCCCGAGCUAAGCUGGAGGUGAAAUACGAUAUUCGUAUGGCUCCAGUGGACUCGAAUGGUGGCAUGGCCCAGCUCUAG
Messenger RNA from Cercospora beticola, 636 nucleotides. RefSeq lists its product as uncharacterized. Gene Ontology annotation, molecular function: ferric iron binding; oxidoreductase activity, acting on single donors with incorporation of molecular oxygen, incorporation of two atoms of oxygen. The record is from RefSeq and is a predicted model, not a curated record. NCBI's taxonomy places the organism in Eukaryota, Fungi, Ascomycota, Dothideomycetes, Mycosphaerellales, Mycosphaerellaceae.